Momordica charantia (bitter melon) is the source of this 664-nucleotide messenger RNA. It is a transcript of the gene STOMAGEN, whose product is annotated as stomagen. Lineage: Eukaryota; Viridiplantae; Streptophyta; Magnoliopsida; Cucurbitales; Cucurbitaceae. Gene Ontology annotation, biological process: positive regulation of stomatal complex development. The record is from RefSeq and is a predicted model, not a curated record.
CCAGCUUACUAUUACACCACAGAAACAAAACACCAAACUCUCUCUUUUUUUCUUUCUAUUCCACAAACUCUCUUCUUAUCUUCAUAUUAUUAUUCCACUUUUUUUUGUUUUUUGUUUUUUGGGUUUUGUUCUUCCCAAUGGCAAAAGCUGCAAAACCAGCUUCAGUCCUUCUGCUUCUUCUAACCCUAAUUAUUGUUGUUGCAGUACAAGGAUUCACCACUGGGGAGGAUGAGCUGCUUUUGGCUAAAGCACUUCCACCUCAAUUCUCUUCUGUCUCAACAAUGGCCAACCAGGGGAAGAAUAAAAUGUUGAGAAAUUCAAGAACAAGAAGGUUGAUGAUUGGUUCAACAGCACCAACAUGUACUUACAAUGAAUGUAGAGGUUGCAAAUACAAGUGUAGAGCUGAGCAAGUACCUGUGGAAGGCAAUGACCCUAUCAAUAGUGCUUACCACUAUAGAUGUGUUUGUCAUAGGUUUCAAUAAAAAGGGAAACAUUGACGGUUAAAGACUGUCGACUAUGUGAAAAAUACGGGGACUACAACAAUUUACACAAAGUGAUGGGGGAAUUACAAAUAACAGAGGUAAAUGAAGUAAAUAUUGAGAAACAAACACAAAAUCAAUUAGAUUGAGGCGCGGGUAUCUCGCUCUCUUUAAGGCGAUUCAAA